AUGUCCACCCAGAGCCGGUGCUGUAUCGACGUACUCUCACAUGAUGGCCUACGGCGGUCGCGACGACGGUCUCUUCCGCGGCGCCAUCCUCCAAAGCGGCGGCGCGUUCCCCUCACCCUCCCCAACACCACCGCCUUCCAGGCUACCUUUGACAAGCUCUUUACAAAUUCGUCCUGCGAGCAUGCGGCGUCGUCGCCUGCCGAGGAAAAACUGGCGUGUCUUCGCCAACUACCCGUUGCAGAAUUCCGAGCUAAGGUCGGAUCGGUGACUGGUCAGUCAAUCGAUGGGGACUUCAGCCGAACCUCGAUCCAGUUUGCACUUGCAAAGGGCGAAUAUGUCAAAGUUCCCACGAUUGUCGGAACUAAUACCGACGAGGGCGUAACCUCGGCCCCUACGAGCGUGAACACAACAGAACAACUCGCAGGUUUCGUUGCCGAGGGCUUCUUCCGCCCUGCGCUCCUCCCCAACGAGACCGUUUCUUCCCUCAUCGGCAUCUACCCCGACAACCCUCGUCUCGGCUGUCCCUACAACACGGGAACACACAAGUUCACACCGGGUACGCUCGACAAGAAGGCUUGCUCCAUCUUUGGUGACAUUGUGCAAGUUGGCCCCGCCCGUAUGAUUGCCCGGUCCAUCGCCGCCGACGACGUGCCCGUCUACCGGUAUCGAUUCAACCAAGUAGUUUCGAAUGCCACGAUCCUCUCCGAUGGCAUUCGCACCGGCUUCGAGCAGCACUUUGUCUUCUCGAACCAGUUGCCCGAGUACCCGUGGGACGUGAACUUGGCCUACCAGAUGUCUGCGGCGUGGGCUAGUUUUGUGCAUGACUUGAACCCCAACCCCGAAGAAGAAAUUGCGCUGCCUCAAUGGCCCGAGUAUGGUUCAGAGGGAAACGGCAUUGUGCUUACCGGAUUCGGCUCCUGGACCGAGACGGAUACCUACCGGGAAGAGGGUAUCAAUUAUAUUAUUGAUAAUGUUCUCCCCGACAGCGCUUUGUAG
Parascedosporium putredinis is the source of this 996-nucleotide messenger RNA. Lineage: Eukaryota; Fungi; Ascomycota; Sordariomycetes; Microascales; Microascaceae. The record is from the annotation of a GenBank genome assembly.